UGGAUAAAGCUGUACACAAAUUAAAAAUGAUAUUUUCAUACUACUUGUUUCCAUUCAUAUAUACAAUCAAUUCUGGAUUUCCUAGUUGACAAAAAAGAAAGAAAGAAAGAAAGAAAGGAAGAAUGGAUCUUCCCUGGUAUGCUCUUCUAAUUCCUAUGCUUCUCUUCACUUUCUUCCUUCAUCAAUGCUUCUUUUCUACUUCAAAUAAUCAAAAAAAGUUACCACCGUCUCCAAGAAAGCUUCCAAUCAUAGGCAAUCUCCAUCAACUGGGAUCAUUUCCUCACCAUUCACUCCAUGAACUAUCGAAAAAAUAUGGUCCAGUCAUGCUACUUCACUUAGGCAGUAAGCCAGUGAUUGUUGCUUCCUCUGUCGAUGCUGCUCGCAAUAUCAUGAAAACUCACGAUCUCGUUUGGUCAAAUAGACCUAAAUCUAGCAUCGCUGAUAGACUCUUUUAUGGCUCAAAGGACGUGGCCUUUAGUCCCUAUGGGGAAUAUUGGAGACUAAUUAAAAGUAUCAGCGUGCUUCACCUUCUCAGCAACAAAAGAGUCCAAUCUUAUCGUCAUGUGAGAGAAGAAGAAACAUCGAAUAUGAUUGAAAAAAUCAGACAAGUGAGUGAUUCUAAUUCGUCGAGUUCAGUGAUAGAUUUAAGAGAUUGUUUCUGUUCUCUCACCAAUAACAUAGUUAGCCGAGUGGCCUUGGGGAGGAAAUAUUAUGAAGGAGAAAGUGGAAUAAAUGCUAAGGUCACCCUGGAUGAAUUUGCUAAACUUUUGGGUACUUUUAGCAUUGGGGAUUACAUUCCAUGGCUUGAAUGGAUCAAUAAAAUCAUUGGUUUGGACAACAAAGUGGAGAAAGUAGGUAGAGAGUUGGAUACAUUUUUGGAGAUUGUGAUUGAAGAACACGUUAGUAGGAGAAACAAAGGAGAAUACAGCGCGGGUGAAUCUAAAGACUUCGUUGACGUUUUGUUGGAAAUUCAGAAUGGAAGGGAAACUGAAUUUCUUCUUCAAAGGGAUUCAUUGAAAGCUAUCAUCUUGGAUAAUUUUGCUGCUGGUACGGAUACAACGUAUACAGCUUUAGAGUGGAUAAUGACAGAGCUUUUGAGGCAUCCAAGAGUUAUGAAAAAGUUAGAGGAUGAAGUGCGACAAUUAGGACAAGGGAAAACAGAGAUAACAGAGGAUGACUUAAAAAAUAUGCACUAUCUUAAAGCAGUGAUCAAAGAGACUCUGAGGCUUCAUCCACCGGUUCCACUACUAAUUCCUAGAGAAUCAACGGAAGACAUAAAAAUACUUGGCUAUCAAAUACCUGCUAAAACUCAAGUCUUUAUCAAUGCUUGGACAAUUGGAAGAGAUCCUUUAUCAUGGGAAAAUCCAGAGGAUUACCGACCAGAGAGGUUCUUAAAUAGUAAUAUUGAUGUCAAAGGAUUAAACUUUGAGUUGAUUCCGUUUGGAGCAGGCAGAAGGGGCUGCCCAGGAACUGCUUUUGCUAUUGUGAUAAUUGAGCUAGCAUUAGCAAGGCUUGUGCACAAGUUCAAUUUUGUAUUACCAAAAGGGUUAAAACCAGAGGAGUUGGAUAUGACCGAAGCCAGUGGUCUCACUAUUCGUAGGAAAUCACCUCUACUAGCAGAGGCCACUCCAUGCUCCAGUUAUUAUUAGGAGUUUCUACAUUUUUUUGCUUCUUGGUGACUCGAACCCAUCAUACUUACAUAUGAUGCAGAUCACUUAUCUUAAUCACCAAUAUAUACAAUGGAAUAAUACUUCCCAGUACUGCUAGUAGCUAAUAAUUUCACGAUAUGUGAUAAGUGUACCAGUGACUCCCUUUCUGGGUGUUUUAUACAUUGAUCGUGAUGAAAUAUAUGCGUCCACCACACGAGUUAGGAGACCAUGUCUCUUGACACAAUCAGUUAACAUAAUGCUCAAAUUAAGUGCAGAAGGUAAAAUGACACACAAUGUUUACAUGGAAAAUGUAACACCCCAUUUUUUUUCUUU
Molecule: messenger RNA, 1982 nt
Organism: Solanum dulcamara
Lineage: Eukaryota; Viridiplantae; Streptophyta; Magnoliopsida; Solanales; Solanaceae
Product: cytochrome P450 71A3-like
Exons: 2
Coding region: 123-1649 (508 amino acids)
Molecular function (GO): iron ion binding; heme binding; oxidoreductase activity, acting on paired donors, with incorporation or reduction of molecular oxygen
Source: RefSeq, a predicted model, not a curated record